Necator americanus (New World hookworm) is the source of this 534-nucleotide messenger RNA. RefSeq lists its product as uncharacterized. The record is from RefSeq and is a predicted model, not a curated record. The transcript has 2 exons. Lineage: Eukaryota; Metazoa; Nematoda; Chromadorea; Rhabditida; Ancylostomatidae. The coding region runs from base 1 to 534 and encodes 177 amino acids.
AUGGACUGCGAGAUGCUGCUCAGAAGAUUGCGAGCCUGUGCUGAGCGUGCCUCGAAGCCGCGCACUACAAAAUUGGCUCGAAUUUCAAAAACUACCAUGGAAUUGUUGGAAAGAAGAAGGACUUUGAGGUUUGAUCGCACAGCGAAGAAGAUUCUGGAAGCAGCACAAAGAAGAACGAGUCUAAAGAAGUGCCGCAGAGAUCUCCGCGAAUAUAAUAUUUCGCUAGCAGCCUUGCUGAGCGAAGACGGGACUCGCAUGUCUUCUCGUCGUGAGAUGGAAAUCAUUACGGAGAGGUUCUACUCGAAUCUUUUCCGUUCAUCAGCUCCUGUGUCAAGUCCGAUCAUCUCCACUGGUGAAGCUCUACCACGGAUUCUCCCUUCGGAAGUACGAGUCGCUAUCAAAAGCAUGAAACCCAGGACCCGAUUUUAUGUCAGCAGGCUUUCUUCGGGCUGCUGGCCAUCCACUUCAUGUAAUCUUAUCAACGCACAUGACAUCCUACCUUCGGAAAGAAAGGAUCCCAUACUAGUGGAAUAA